AUGCACAAAGAGAAGAGUAAGGUUCAAAUCCUUAAGUCAUUAACUUACAUGCGGUUUAUGGGUAUUGUACAGCUGACCCGAAAAUUUCUCGAAGAUACACCAUUAGCUGAGGGAAUGGGAAGUUGUCGCUCAUUCCCAAAAACGUCAUUUAAUGCUUAUAUUAGUGAAUGUCCAUCGGCUGAUGCAAAUGUUUCGGGUUGUCCAGUCAGAGGAUCUAAAGAUUGUGUUGAUCCUCUAAAUAAUAUGCCACCGCCGAAUCAGCAAGCUGCUCCAGAUCAGCCAUUUCCUUUGAGUACAUUUCGUGAAAGGUCUUCUAUACCAAAAGCUAAUAGUGAAGGUUGUUGGGAAUAUCCUUCGCCGCAGAUGUUCUGGAAUGCGAUGUUAAAAAAAGGUUGGCGAUGGCAAGAAGAUCAACUUUCGCAAAGAGAUAUGGAUAACAUUAUUCGUAUUCACAAUUCCACUAAUGAAGAAGCAUGGAGAGAAGUUUUAAAGUGGGAAAAUCUGCUUCAUCCAUCAUUUUAUAGGGAAUGUGAUUGCCCAAAGCUGAAAAGUUUUAAAGGUAAUGCAAAACAGAUCUCACCCCGAGCUCGAAUUCGUCAGCUGUUAGGGUAUGAGUUGCCUUUUGAUCGCCAUGAUUGGAUAAUUGAUCGUUGCGGUCAGCGUGAUGUGCAUUAUGUAAUUGAUUAUUAUGAUGGUGGUGCUGUGGAUCAUCAUUCGAAACUUUUCACUAUUCUUGAUGUCCGACCUGCGUUGACGGACUGGCAGAAUUUUUGGGAUAGGAUGGUUGUUGCUUAUUGGCGUUUUAAAUACGAGACCUUGGGCCUUACUCCAAAGCUACCUAUUCCUCCUGUUGCUAAAAAAUGUAGUUUCAGAAUGUCUGUCGUGUUGCGUUUAUUUAUUCAAACGAAAAAUAAGAUUAAUUCUCCACCGAAAAUUCUUAAUUCUAAAUUCAUAGUUCCACUUCUUCGAUCCGUUCAAACAGAUGGAAAGAAUUAUGUUUUGGGUGCAUCACUUGUAGCAAAUACCACGCCAACACAGCGUAAAUUGAUAGGUUUGUGGUUAUUGGGAUGUGCUGGUAUGGUUUAUGGUGCGGUUGCGCUGGGAGGCAUAACUAGAUUAACGGAGUCUGGUCUAAGCAUGGUGAAUUGGGAUUUGUUUCGGUCAAUGAAACCUCCAUUCAGUAAUCGUGAAUGGUCUGAGGAAUUUGAACGUUAUAAGCAAUAUCCCGAGUACAAAUUCAAGAAUAAUAAUGAAGAAAUGACAUUAUCGGAUUUUAAAUUUAUAUGGACAAUGGAAUAUUUACAUCGUAUGUGGGGUCGUACUGUCGGAGUCAUUUUUUUAUUGCCUUGCGCCUAUUUUUGGGCUAAAGGCUAUUUUUCAGCUCCAAUGAAAAAGCGUAUGCUUAUAGCGGGCAGCCUUUUAAUUUCCCAAGGACUAAUUGGAUGGUGGAUGGUGAAAUCAGGACUUGAUCCUUCUGGUAAUUCUAAUCAAGAUAUCCCUCGAGUAUCAGAAUAUCGUCUUUCUACUCAUCUGCUUAUGGCAUUUAUUUUGUAUACCAUGUAUCUAUGGACUGGGUUGUCAUAUAUUUUCAUUCCACAUGAUCACACGAAUUUGAAGAAUAUUUCUAAACUACGCGGUAUGGCUCAUUGUUCCAAAACUUUCAUCUUAUCUACGGCUGUAAUGGGAGCCUUCGUGGCUGGUCUUGAUGCUGGUUUAAUUUAUAAUUCUUGGCCCAAAUAUGCUGGAAAUUGGAUUCCUGAAGGCUUGAUCUCUAAAAAUCCAAAAUGGAAAAAUCUUUUCGAGAAUCCAACUACAGUGCAGUUUUUGCAUCGAAAUAUGGCUUAUUUGACUCUGCUUUCGAUCACUAUAACUUGGCUUAUCGGGCGUCGAAUAAAUUUGGGCUAUCGAGCAAAAUUUGCAUUACAUUCAUUGAUGGUUGUAGGCUAUCUGCAAGUGCUGCUUGGGAUCGCAACUUUAGUGCAUUAUGUUCCUGUUUGGUUAGCAGCUUUACAUCAGAACGGCUCAAUGGCUCUUAUAACUUUUGCUUUUUGGCUAACCAGCGAGAUUCGUCGGGUUCCAAAAUAA
Dracunculus medinensis (Guinea worm) is the source of this 2085-nucleotide messenger RNA. The record is from the annotation of a GenBank genome assembly. NCBI's taxonomy places the organism in Eukaryota, Metazoa, Nematoda, Chromadorea, Rhabditida, Dracunculidae.